AUACUUUGCAUGCACUGGUUCUGAACCACGCGUCUUCUCGCCAUCCAAGGCCAAGAACCACCCACCUCCCAACACCGUCACCACAAAAAGCAUCAAUUUGUCUUCUAAUUCCCUCAAAAGAAGAAGAAGAUAAAGAAGAGCCGAAGGGUCAAACCUUUUCAUAUUCCUGAGUCUCAACCACUUUCUUCAAAGCUUCAUUGUUGAGAGCUUCAUUGCAGCAAAAAUGGUCAAGCUUAAUCCACUUCUCUCACUGAUCGUUGUUCUCUUGAUUGGUUUUUCGUGUGGGUGUGUCAAUUGUAAGGACUCAGACUCAUCCUCAACAAUCAAAGUUCUUCUGAAGGUAAAACAAUCAUUUGUUUAUGACCCACAAAAUGUAUUGGAAGAUUGGUCUGAGCUCAACCCAAAUUUCUGCACUUGGAGAGGUGUUUCAUGCGUGACAAACUCGGUUGAUGGCUCAGUCCGACUGGUGGGUCUCAACCUUUCCGACUCAUCACUCACCGGAUCAAUCUCUCCCUCACUUGGCAACUUACAUGACCUGCUCCACCUUGAUCUUUCUUCUAAUCAACUAUCUGGUCCCAUUCCACCAACUCUGUCUAACCUUUCUUCUAUGGUAUCUUUGCUUCUGUUUUCCAACCAACUCUCCGGUCCCAUUCCAAGUCAACUCGGUUCACUCACAAACCUCCAAGUUCUCCGAAUGGGCGACAAUGGGCUCACGGGUACAAUUCCUGCCUCAUUUGGUAAUCUUGUCAAUUUGGUUGCUCUUGGUCUAGCCUCAUGCAGUCUCACUGGUCACAUUCCUCCAGAACUCGGGCGACUCAGCCGAGUUGAGAAUUUGAUUCUGCAGCAAAAUCAGCUGGAGGGUCCAAUUCCGGCAGAGAUGGGGAACUGUUCUAGACUCAGUACGUUCACCGUUGCAGUCAACAAUCUCAAUGGAACAAUCCCAGCAGAAUUGGGUCGCCUUCAGAAUCUCCAACUUCUCAACCUUGCCAACAAUACUCUGUCGGGGGAGAUUCCGAGCCAACUCGGUGACUUGACCCAACUCGUUUAUCUGAACUUUCUGGGGAAUCAGCUUGAAGGUACAAUUCCAAAGUCCCUGGCUAAGUUGACUAAUCUUCAGAAUCUGGACUUAUCAGCAAACAAGCUCACUGGUGAAGUUCCAGAGGACUUGGGCAACAUGGGUCAGCUGGUUUACUUGGUACUGUCAAGCAACGAUCUUUCUGGUGUCAUACCGAGAAAUAUAUGUUCAAACACUACAAAGUUGGAACACUUGAUUCUCUCCGAAAAUCGAAUUUCGGGUGAAAUUCCAGCUGAAUUGGGAGACUGCCAGUCACUGAAACAACUUGAUUUGUCCAACAAUACAAUCAAUGGUUCAAUACCAAUUGAACUAUUCAAGUUAACUGGUUUAACUGAUCUCUUGCUCAACAACAAUACCUUGGUGGGUUCAAUUUUGCCGUACAUUGGGAACCUCAGCAAUCUGCAGACGCUGGCACUGUUUCAGAACAACCUGAAAGGCAAUCUUCCUAGAGAGAUUGGAAUGCUUGGGGAGCUUCAGAUUCUGUAUCUAUAUGACAAUCAAUUCUCAGGAGAGAUACCUAUGCAGAUUGGCAAUUGCUCGAGCUUGCAGAUGAUGGACUUCUUCGGCAAUCAUUUCACAGGAAGCAUUCCUAUCACCAUUGGAAGGCUGAAGAAACUGAAUUUCCUUCAUCUCAGACAGAAUGAUCUGUCAGGAGAAAUUCCCGCCACUUUGGGUAACUGCCAUCAACUAACUAUCCUCGACUUGGCAGAGAAUCAUCUAUCCGGUGCCAUUCCCGCGACGUUUGGGUAUCUCCGAGCUCUGGAGCAGCUGAUGCUUUAUAACUGUUCUCUUGAAGGUAAUCUCCCCACUGAACUUACCAAUGUUGCAAACCUGACCAGAAUAAAUCUCUCGAAUAAUAGAUUGAAUGGUAGUGUAGCUCCAUUGUGUAGCUCGCGUGCUUUCCUUUCUUUCGAUGUCACAAACAAUGCAUUUGAUCAUGAAGUACCUCCCCAGCUGGGGAAUUCGCCUUCUCUAGAGAGGCUUAGGUUGGGGAGGAACCAAUUUACGGGGAAAAUGCCCUGGACAUUGGGGAGAAUCCGAAAACUGUCACUGUUGGAUCUCUCUGAAAAUUCACUCACUGGAUCAAUACCAGAUGCAAUUUCAUUGUGCAGAAAUCUGACUCACAUUGAUCUCAACAAUAACUUCCUUUCGGGGCCAGUCCCGUUGUGGCUAGGAAGUUUGCCACAGUUGGGUGAGCUCAAGCUGUCCUCCAACCAUUUUUCUGGGCCUCUCCCACGAGAACUAUUCAAUUCCUCAAAUCUUCUAGUGCUUUCCCUUGAUGGCAAUUCACUUAACGGAACUCUCCCUCCAGAUAUUGGUAAACUAGCAUCCCUCAAUGUCCUCAAGCUCAAUCGUAACCAAUUUUUUGGACCCAUUCCUUCAGCCAUUGGCAAAUUAAGCAGUCUUUAUGAACUUGGGCUCUCAGGAAACAACUUCAGUGGUGAAAUACCUGUUGAGAUUGGACAGCUCCAGAAUCUUCAAAGCAUUCUAGACCUCAGUUACAACAAUCUAACUGGUCAAAUCCCGACUACUGUUGGAUCACUGUCCAAACUUGAAGCACUUGAUCUGUCUCACAAUCAACUCAUUGGGGAAGUCCCUCCCCAAGUCAAUGAGAUGAGCAGCUUGGGCAAACUGAAUCUCUCCUACAACAAUCUUCAAGGAAAAUUGGACAAGAAAUUCUCACACUGGCCAGCCGAGGCAUUUGCAGGAAACUUGCAUCUCUGUGGAAGCCCUCUUGAUCACUGCCAAGACUCAGAAUCAAGAAAUCAACAAUCAGGGCUAAGUCAAUCAUCGGUUGUGGUAAUUUCAGCGAUUUCAACUGUCACAGCAAUUGUUCUUCUGAUCAUUGGAGUAGCUCUCUUUUUCAAGCAGAAGCAAGAAUCCUUCGGAAGAGCCAGUGAGGUGAACUCCACAUUCUCUUCCAGUUCUUCCCCAGCACAACGGAAACUACUCUUCCAAAAUUCUGCUAGAAAACGAGACUUCAGAUGGGAAGACAUUAUGGAAGCUACAAACAAUCUAAGUGACGAGUUCAUAAUUGGGUCAGGAGGAUCUGGAACAGUAUACAAAGCUGAGUUGUCCAAUGGAGAAACGGUGGCAGUCAAGAAGAUACCAAGGAAAGAUGAUCUGAUGCUGGAUAAGAGUUUUGGAAGAGAGAUUAAGACACUUUGGAGGAUAAGGCACAGGCAUCUGGUGAAGCUGGUGGGGUACUGCAGCAACAGAGGAGCAAGCUCGAAUCUGUUGAUUUACGAGUACAUGGAGAACGGAAGUGUAUGGGAUUGGCUGCAUCGACAACCAGUGAAUAGCAAGAAAAAGAAUACCUUUAAUUGGGAGUCAAGAUUAAGGAUUGCAGUAGGGUUAGCACAGGGGGUGGAGUACCUCCACCAUGACUGUGUCCCCAAGAUCAUUCACAGGGAUAUCAAAUCCGGUAAUGUAUUGCUUGAUGCUCAUAUGGAAGCACAUUUGGGGGAUUUUGGGCUAGCAAAAGCACUCGUUGAGGGUUACGACUCAGUAAACACGGAAUCAAACUCAUGGUUUGCUGGAUCAUAUGGUUACAUGGCUCCAGAGUACGCUUAUUCUUUGAAGGCGACAGAGAAGAGUGAUGUUUACAGCAUGGGUAUUGUGCUGAUGGAGCUUGUGAGCGGAAGAAUGCCAACUGAUGGAACAUUUGGUGUGGAUAUGGACAUGGUGAGGUGGGUUGAAACACGUAUUGAAACGCAAGGAUCUGCCCGUGAGGAGCUGAUAGAUGCUACACUGAAACCAAUGUUACCCAACGAAGAAGGUGCUGCAUUCCAAGUUCUUGAAAUAGCAUUGCAGUGCACAAAAACUGCGCCUGCAGAGAGGCCAUCGUCACGGCAAGUUUGUGAUCACCUCCUUCAUGUACUUAACGAUAGGAUGUGCGCUUCUGAGAAGUUGAGCCACGACCCAUAUGUAUAGUUAAUGAAAUAUCAAAUAAUUUGUCGUUUUAACUGAAUCCAACAUCCUAGGGUUAUCAAUCCCACUAUCGUUGUUCAACACAGGAAAUUAACAUUUGUCCGGGCAACACUAUGAGCCAAUUGAUGGCUCCAAUGGGGUCAAAUAGGGAAGGGGUUGUGAGACACUAUCAAAAGCUGUUCAAAAAUCAGAUUCCUGCUAAAUCUUGAAACAAAGUAGGAUACCCAAAGUUCAGUACUAAAGCUUACAAAUGCCAAUUUUUAAGGAGAAGCCACAAAUCCUUUCUCCAGCUGAAUACCUACCUAAUGAUUCCACCUGCUUCAAUUUGGCCAGGGUUCCCUUUAGGUUGGAGAGAGAAGAGAAAGGAAUGGAAAGGAUUAGGCUGAACAUUUUGUUGUUUAAUCUAGUUGUACUGUAACCUAAGUGUAGUAUUUUCCUUUAAAUCACUUCAUUGUCUUCAUUUUUUGUGAUAGUUUUUGUAGACAUUGUGAGAUGUAUUUUCUUGUAACCACUUUAUUUUUAUUCUUUUCUCUCUUCGUUAAACAAA
Cornus florida is the source of this 4553-nucleotide messenger RNA. RefSeq names its product LRR receptor-like serine/threonine-protein kinase GSO1. The coding region runs from base 224 to 4009 and encodes 1261 amino acids. NCBI's taxonomy places the organism in Eukaryota, Viridiplantae, Streptophyta, Magnoliopsida, Cornales, Cornaceae. Gene Ontology annotation, molecular function: ATP binding; protein kinase activity; protein binding. Gene Ontology annotation, biological process: protein phosphorylation. The transcript is spliced from 2 exons. The record is from RefSeq and is a predicted model, not a curated record.